GUUUAGUCUAAAAUAGUCAGCUGGAAAACGAUGAUGUUCGUCUAGAUAAAUGUGAUUGAAACUGGUCUACACCCAUUUAAACAAUCACGUGCCAAUACAACCAAGAUGUUCCCGAUAUUCUUGUUCCUGGUUUGGUCGGGAGGGAUUCAAUCCCAGGAAUUCACCAGGGAAGAGCGUGCAGCGCUAAUGGAACUAAUGAAUGCUGGGAUUAUGGAUGAAAAUAUGGAGUUUCUAUUGGAUGAAAACCUUGCUUUAGGUGGCAUUGUGAAGCCUGAUUAUGAGGUUUAUGAUGAAGAUAUUUAUGAAGAUGAUAUAUAUAAUUAUGAUGAUGAUGUUGAAAGGAUUGAUGAAGGAGAGGAUCGUGGUGGGCCAAGAAAGAAAAAGAAGAGGCCAAUAAUAAAAGGUCGUAAACGUAAUAAGAAUAAUAUAUUUAGUCCUUUUCAAGGAGGUAGAAGAGAUGGAGCACAAUCACAUGGACAUCAAUCACCCCCAAGCCCUGGAUAUGGUCCCCCUAAGCCAUCUUAUGGUCCUCCAAAACCAUCCUAUGGUCCACCUAAGCCAUCAUAUGGUCCACCAAAACCAUCUUACAGACCGCCAAAACCAACCUAUCACAAACCAAAGCCCUCCUAUGGUCCACCAAGACCAUCGUAUGGCCCUCCAAAACCAUCUUAUGGACCUCCAAGGCCAUCAUACCAUCAACCUAAACCGUCUUAUGGAGCUCCUCCUAAAUCUCCGCCAAAGCAUAAUUCCAAUCCAGCUCCUGAGAAGGAAAUAGAUCCCUAUGGUGCUCCUCAAGCUCCUCCUCUUGAUGGUGUUGCUGAAUCUGCAGCUGAAGAAUAUGGUUCCCCAGAAGCUCCCCCCUCAAGCAGCUAUGUUGAGCCUCAAGAGGUUGAAGAUUCAUAUUCUAAACCAGUAGAGGCUGAACAGUCAUACUCUCAGCCUCAGGAAGCUGAAGCUGCAGCAGAGGAAUAUGGUUCGCCAGAAGCUCCACCCACAAGCAGUUAUGUUGAACCACAAGAGGCUGAGGACUCAUAUACUAAGCCACAAGAGGCAGAAGCAUCAUAUUCAGCUCCUGAACCCGCAAAAGAAAGUCCCAAGCCACGUCCCUCCUACCAACAAAAGCCCACAUAUCAAAAGCCCAAACCUUCUUAUCAUCCCAAACCACAAUACAAACCAUCUUACAAACCUCGACCUUCUUACCAUCCCAAACCCUCUUACAAGCCUAGACCAGUAUACAAACCAAGACCCUCCUAUCAUGCAAGGCCGAAACCUCAGUAUAAACCAUCUUUUGGUCCUCCUGUAACAUCAUACAAACCUGUAGCAAAGCCUUCCCCAAAACCAGCAGAAUCCAGUUAUCAGCCAGCAGCAGAGGAAGCAGCUGAUGAAUAUGGAUCUCCACAAGCACCAGCCUCUGAAUAUUCUGAACCAGCAGAGGAAGCAGCAGAUGAAUAUGGAUCACCUCAAGCACCAGCCUCUGAAUAUACUAAACCAGCAGAGGAAGCAGCAGAUGAAUAUGGAUCUCCACAGGCACCAGCCUCUGAGUAUUCUGAACCUGCAGAGGAGACAUAUGCAUCUCCAGCAGAGCUCCCUUCAUACUCUCAAGAUUCAAUUGAACCCUCUGCUUAUAUACCUGAUACACCUACCAUCACACCCUUUAAAGGUCCUACAGAUGUUUUUAUGAUUCCUGCUGCUUUUGGAGAAUUUCCAGAUUUUUUUAAACCAUCCUUCCCAUCCUUGGAACCUACUUUUGAUGCAAAUGCAUUUGAGAGUUUUAAAGAUACAGGCUCCAGAUACAGUCAACCAGCUGCAGCACAACAACCUAGUUAUAACACCCCUAAACAAUCCCCUCAACCUAGCUACAAUCCUCCAGCUCAACAACCUAGCUACAAUCCUCCAGCUCAAGAACCAAGCUACAAUCCUCCAGCUCAAGAACCUAGCUAUAGUCCUCCCACAGAAGAACCUAGCUCCAAUCCUCCCGCAGAAGAACCUAGCUAUGAUCCUCCCGCAGAAGAACCAAGCUAUAAUCCUCCAGUAACAACAAAACCAAGUUACUCACCUCCCAAACCCAGCUAUGCUGCUCCUAAACCCAGUUACUCUGCACCCAAACCAAGACCAAGCUAUUCACCACCCAAACCAAAACCAAGCUAUUCACCACCCAAACCAAGACCAAGCUAUUCUGCGCCAAAACCUUACUCUUCACCUGAACCUAAAUACCCUGCUCCUGAUCCUACAACAACCACCACAACUUCCCCUCCUCAGACAUCAAGCUAUCCCCUUCCUGCUUCCCAACCUACCUAUUCACAACCAGGUUCUCAAUCAAGCUAUUCAACAUCUGCCCCUGAACCAAGCUACUCUGAACCACAGGACACUUACAGUAACUUUGAAUAUGAUGAAGCAGAAGAGGAAGCACCUGAUUCUUACGGAAAUCCAAUAGCUCCUGCUUACAACUUUGAGGAGACAGAGGAAGAUGUCUCUGAAGCAGAAGAGUCCUAUGGAAGUCCUCUUGCUCCUGCGUACAACGCUGCUGAAGACAGUGGAUCAUCCAACGGAAAGCGUCAAACUGGGUUGUUUAUGCCAGACAUCUGGGGGAUGUUUAAAGAUGAGUGGGGCCAGAGAUUGUCACGUCGUCAAGGAUUCUCAUCAUAAAUUGAAACAUUUCAGAAUUCUAAUCAGCUCUGCAGAACAUGAUUGUUAAAAACAACAUAAAUUAAAUUCCAAUCAAUCGUUUUUUUGCGGAUUAUACAAUCCUCUGGCUCCCCAUACAAUCAUCUCCCUAUAUUGCACUUCCUUAGACAUAUACAGAAAUAUCAAUCAAUUUACUAGUAACUGCGUUUCUAGUAAAUAUUUUUAAAGCAAAUUUAUCUGCAUCAAAAUAGCUGACAAUAACAGAAGAUUUAAACUCAAUUUUAGAAUCGGAAAGGUGCCAUUCUUUUAUUUUUUUAACUUGUUAAACAGGAAAGGCAAAAUAUUAAGCAGGAUGCUCACAUCUCUUUGAGGAUUUUUAAUUGGUCUCCGAAAAGCAUUGUAACUCCAGAACUGCCGAAAUCUUCUUACACAAAAUUACGAGUAGGAUCUCAAUAUCUAAGUCAUUUAAAAAGAUUUAACUCUGAAUGGAAACUAACUCUGAUCCUAAAAAGUAGUUCUGUACGAUUCGUGAAUCAAAGAAAAGUGUUUUUCCAUAAGAUUGUUAAAAAUGUUAUUUAUGUUGAUUUAUAGGUUAUGUCGUCGUAAUACAUUUAUGUUAUAUUUUUUUGAUCAUUUAUAAUAAAAUCUUUAAAAGAAUAUCCAAUAUAGUCAUUUACAUGA
Messenger RNA from Eurytemora carolleeae, 3306 nucleotides. RefSeq names its product extensin. NCBI's taxonomy places the organism in Eukaryota, Metazoa, Arthropoda, Copepoda, Calanoida, Temoridae. The record is from RefSeq and is a predicted model, not a curated record. The coding region runs from base 106 to 2646 and encodes 846 amino acids. The transcript is spliced from 3 exons.